AUGCCGGAAAUGCCCACAAGCCGUUCUAUGUUCACUCUUAAAGAUGUAGAAGGCAGUGUUACAACUUUUGCAGGAACAGGUAGCCCAGAUGUAGACCAUUGGAUUCAAGAGUUAGAAGAGUGUGCUUUGACCGUUGAGUGGAACCAGCUUCAACUAUUCAUUUACUCUAAACAGUUGCUUAGUGGAGCUGCAAAAUCUUUCAUUCGCAGUCAGGUUAAUAUUCGCAAUUGGGAUUCUCUCAAGGCAGCAUUGCGCAGGGAAUUUGCAGUUAAAAUAUCGUCGGCAGAGGUGCAUCGCAAGCUAGGUCAGCGGGUGCUAGCAAAAGGAGAAACUCUUCAGGAAUAUUUGUAUGCGUUGAUGGAAAUUGCUAAGCCAGUCAAUUUAGACGAAGAGAGUUUAAUCGACUACUUCGUGAAGGGAGUGCCAGAUGCCACGGCGAACAAGAUCAUGUUAUACCAGAACAAAACUAUAAGGGAUCUGAAGGAGCAGAUUGAAGUCUACAAGAAAGUUCGUGGCACUUAUAAGGGAUCAUUCAGGAAUGAGCAGCGUACAGCUGAGACGGAAGGAUCAAAAGGUUUUGUCUCAAAACCCGAGUUUAUGCGAAAAUGCUUUAAGUGCGGAGAUCCGUCCCACUUAAAAAAGGAUUGCAAGAAGAAGGACAAUUUUAAUUGCUAUCGCUGCGGACAGCCAGGUCAUCGUGCUGCACAGUGCAAGACCGAACACGAGGUGAAGAAAGAGAGUAACACUAAUGCUAUUCACUUGGAGAGCGCAGCCACGAAACCAAAAAGCGAGUUAACAGCUUCCGGCCUUGAACUAAAAGUUGUAAAGCAUCCCGUUGUUCAAUUUAAAGGACUCGCCGACACAGGUGCAGAUCUAUGCUUGAUGCGCAGGAACAUUUUCCUCAAGAUAGGCAGCAAACUUCUCACUGGAAGAGAGAAAUGCUUGACUGGAAUAGGCGAGAGUCAGGUAUUGAUGUUUGGAAGUAUAAUCCUACCAGUUGAAAUAGACAACAUCGAAAUGGAGGUGCAGUUCCGCGUAGUUCCGGAAGAAGACAUGGGUUUUGACGCUAUUUUAGGCAGAACUAUUCUUGACAUUGUGGACAUGAAAGUUACUAAGGAAGGCACCAAGUUUUUGCGUCGAAACGUAUCCAGAAGUAUCGAUGAAGAGCAGAGCAACAUAGAUACCGAUUUUCUACAAGAGUUUAGGGGCAUGUGUGCAGAACAGGUGGCAGUUUCAGGUCAAGUUGAUUUGUCGCAUUUAGAUCAAUCUCAGGUGGUCGAGGUCAAGAAUUUGAUUGAGGAGUACGUAGCUGAACGCAAUGUAGACGCACCAGUACAAAUGAAAAUCAUUCUGAAGGACGAAAUACCUGUUUAUCAGCAUCCAUGGCGCUUCCCUGUCUGUGACCAGAAAACAGUGAACGAUCAAGUUAAGGAGUGGCUUUCAGAGAAGAUUAUCCAACCGAGUACCUCGGAAUAUGCGUCUCCAGUAGUUUUGGUAUCCAAGAAAAACGGAAAGAAGCGUUUAUGUUGUGACUAUCGGAAGCUAAACGAGAAGAUUAUACGAGACAAUUUCCCUAUGGCUCAUAUGGAGACCGUUCUGGACAAACUCCAAGGAUCCAAAAUAUUCACCACUUUGGAUCUAACCAACGGUUUCUUCCACGUUCCCAUUGAACCAGUUUCUGGAUCGGGAUUCAAAAACUUGGUCAACUUUUUCAUCAAAAUCGGUGCCACCUAUGGCGAAAACGUGGACGUGGACGACCUAAUACCCCAUGAGAGAACAUUAAGCCGGAAUGCGGAAAAACUAGCCAUGGAAAAAAGGAAAAUUGUUGCUGAGGAUGUUAAAGAUCUAAUGAAAAGCGGAGGAGUGGCAGCAACGCUAGAUAUGUGA
This is a messenger RNA of Drosophila kikkawai, 1887 nucleotides long. Lineage: Eukaryota; Metazoa; Arthropoda; Insecta; Diptera; Drosophilidae. The record is from RefSeq and is a predicted model, not a curated record.